Messenger RNA from Candidula unifasciata, 245 nucleotides. NCBI's taxonomy places the organism in Eukaryota, Metazoa, Mollusca, Gastropoda, Stylommatophora, Geomitridae. The record is from the annotation of a GenBank genome assembly.
AUGGCAUGUUUUAUAUUUUUUGUCACCGGGACUACAUUUGGAUUUUAUUUAAUGGCUACACCUGACACAGACCCGGAGAAGGUGCUUCACAUGAAACUUCAUGACUUGCAAAUGAACUACAGCGAUGCACGCCUGAAACAGUUGCUGGCAGAACAUGGCCUGGAUAAUAUGCCUUUCACAGUGACAACCAGAAAUGUGCUACUCAAGAAACUUGCUCAGAAAAUUCUGAACAUGUCACCUGGACA